GAGCGAAUACAACCAAUAUGUAUGUCUCUCUGGCGACGAUCAAGCCGUUUGGCCGUCCCGCCAAUCGCACCAUCUUCUUCAGGGGCUUUCUGACAGACCCUUCAUGCUCCGAGACGCACCAGCCCAACCCGGUCGACGAGACCAACACCGAUAAACCGGUGCCCCUCAGCGCCAAACAGCCUUCCUCGUUGACGCUCUUUGGAGACGAAGACCUCACCGACGAGCCACAGAACUUCCAAGACGAGAGAGUCUCGAAGGAGCUCGACCCAUUGCACCGCGACAGCCAGACCAUCAACUACUCCAGCCUGAGCGACGAAGAGCGCCUCGGCAACAUGAUUGUCUUUGUGCUCGACGCCCGAAGUGGCAGCGUCAACGAUCUGCUGCACGGCUCCAAUUUCGGUGAAGUGUGCUGGUUCAUGCCCGAGACCAAGCACCAGUACCGUCUUUCGGGACGCCUCCAUCUUAUCGUCUCGCCACACCACUCGCUGGUAACCAACCACAUGAUCAGCGAUCUCUCGACCUCGGCUCUGGAUUUCCCCAACAUGGACUGGGAGAAGAAGCGUCUGGAGGUCUGGCAUCAGAUCUCGCCCCUGCGCCGCGCUUCGUUCGCCUGGCCGAGCCCCGGCAAGGAAAAGUCCAAUGAUCAGGAAGAAUAUCUCAAGGAGCUGCAUCCGCUCGAGAUCAACCCGGCUCUGUGUGAGCACCACGAUGCCAAGACAAAGCAGUGGCAUGAGCAAGCCUUGCAGAACUUCUGCCUCCUGCUUCUGGAUGUCGACGGUAUGGACUUUUUGAACCUUGGCGCCGUUCCGCAUGUGCGAACCAAGUUCAGGCGGACGCUGUCGCCUUCCGAGGCCGUGGGCAAAGUCCGUGCCGACGUCCAUGCAUGUGCCGAGGCCAUGACGCAAUGGACGGUCCAGGAGGUCAAUCCCUGAACGACAGCCGCCACAGCACCGACGGACGGGCGCAUCGGGAUUCAUCCAACAUCCAUUGCAGACACAAUCCUUUGCUAGGGCAGACAGCAGGCCAGCUGCAUGAGCGUGGGGAUACUUGAAGCUUGUUGUCGAGAGUCCAGCUGGCACAUGGAUAUCCGCUGUUUGCUUCAUAUUGAGUCAAUAAAAUGCAUGUCUUCAUUC
Molecule: messenger RNA, 1133 nt
Organism: Polychytrium aggregatum
Lineage: Eukaryota; Fungi; Chytridiomycota; Chytridiomycetes; Polychytriales
Exons: 3
Coding region: 18-932 (304 amino acids)
Molecular function (GO): FMN binding
Source: RefSeq, a predicted model, not a curated record